UUUGAAGGCUGACAGAACUUUGCUGAUAGAAUGAUAGCAAGAUAUUGGCUACGCUGUUGGGACGAAGUUUCAAUCGUACCAAAGCUCAAUCCAUGGUGUCAUCAGGCCGUACCCAACUCACCGACAGCACUUUUCAGCUCUAACCCACACCGGCAGCCCACCUCAUCCAUCAACCGUCCCUCGCUCACCUCCGCGUCCCCACCCAAGAAAAAGCCCCCGCGUCACAAAGUUUUGUCCUCGUAUCCAACGGUCUCUCGGCAGUCCUAAUAAAAUGGCGUGCUCCCCAAGCAUCCCCCAAGAUCACCCCUCUCUUGGCCCUCAUCGGCUACAACGCAGAUGAUCUGAUCAAACCGCCCUCUUCACCGCGGAGUAUUUAUGGGGCUGUUAGACCGGCGCUAGUCGCCCACUCGCCCCUGGGCGCAUGGGAAGUGCGGAUCUGAUAACUUUAUUCGCGCCCAUCCCGUCCCUGGUCCACGCGGCGCACGCGCCCCGACAUCGGCGCGCCCGGCCGCGGUUCCAAUAAAGUUAUCUGAUCCGUUCAUUUCCAGGAUGCCGGCACCUUAGCGCUAGUGCUAAUCGGAGGGUCAUCCGUCAAGUCAGCUCUUUAUCAGAUCAAAUACCGCGGAAAUGUGGGGGUUGAUGUGGGCCUAGGGCAUGCCGCAGCGUCCUGCGUGCGUGUGAG
Mytilinidion resinicola is the source of this 682-nucleotide messenger RNA. RefSeq lists its product as uncharacterized. The record is from RefSeq and is a predicted model, not a curated record. The transcript has 2 exons. NCBI's taxonomy places the organism in Eukaryota, Fungi, Ascomycota, Dothideomycetes, Mytilinidiales, Mytilinidiaceae. The coding region runs from base 31 to 267 and encodes 78 amino acids.